AUGUGCGUAGACUCCAGUUCUAGCAACAAUGGAAAAGAAGUUGCUAGCGGCAUCACCAGUCAAUUGCAUCCGUCCAUGAGUUUUCUAUCGCCCAACUGCCGUCCUUGGCGAUUCAGAUCGCCUUGCUAUUUGCGUUGUUCUCUCAUCUCGUUGGCGUUGUCCGCUUGUCUCGUUGGCGUUGUCCGCCUCCGCAGUCGGCGUGUGUCGUGGGCCACAAGAAGGGCUCAAUUCCCGCAUCGAGGGCGUCGCUAUCUCAGUCGACUCCUUGUUGAAGACCGAUCAAUCAACCAGCCUCGCCGAAAGAUCACUGGUCUGUCCGUCAAUCAUCGUCUCUUCAACCCAGCUGGCGGCGCUACCAUUCAGGGGUAA
Molecule: messenger RNA, 369 nt
Organism: Linum trigynum
Lineage: Eukaryota; Viridiplantae; Streptophyta; Magnoliopsida; Malpighiales; Linaceae
Source: the annotation of a GenBank genome assembly